Molecule: messenger RNA, 423 nt
Organism: Musca vetustissima
Lineage: Eukaryota; Metazoa; Arthropoda; Insecta; Diptera; Muscidae
Product: cuticle protein 19-like
Exons: 4
Coding region: 1-423 (140 amino acids)
Cellular component (GO): extracellular matrix
Source: RefSeq, a predicted model, not a curated record
AUGAUUGACAAGCUUAACAGUAGGCUGUACUUAAUCGCUCAAGUCUUAUUCAUUGCUGCCGUCCAGGCCAUUCCAUAUCCUAUCGAACAAAACUUUGGGCAUGUUGAACAGUACUUGAUCGCUCUAGUCUUAUUCAUUGCUACCGUUCAGGCCAUUCCAUAUCCUAUCGAACACUAUGAACAUGGACACUACCCCAAAUAUUCCUUCAGUUAUGGUGUCAAGGAUCCCCAUACAGGUGAUAUAAAAUCUCAAGCCGAGGAACGUGACGGCGAUGUUGUUAAGGGACAAUAUUCAUUGGUUGAACCCGAUGGUUCAGUGCGUACCGUCGACUAUAAUGCUGAUGAUCACAAUGGUUUCAAUGCUGUUGUACACAAAACCGGCCCAGCCGUUCAUCCAGCUCCUGUAUAUGAUCAUCAUUAUUAA